GGACGCUACAAAUUGGGGUGCCAGGACCACCGGGGAGCUUCUGGGGGCUUCUGCUGCAGGAGGUGGUGACUCCCCAGGGGAGGGAAGCAGCAGACAUGGCUUCAAUGACAGACCAGCAGGCUGAAGCCCGCGCCUUCCUCAGCGAGGAGAUGAUCGCGGAGUUCAAGGCCGCCUUCGACAUGUUUGAUGCGGAUGGUGGCGGGGAUAUCAGCACCAAGGAACUGGGGACAGUGAUGAGGAUGCUUGGGCAGAACCCCACCAAGGAGGAGCUGGAUGCCAUCAUAGAGGAGGUGGAUGAGGAUGGCAGCGGUACAAUCGACUUCGAGGAGUUCCUGGUGAUGAUGGUGCGCCAGAUGAAAGAGGACGCCAAAGGCAAGUCUGAGGAGGAGCUGGCCAACUGCUUUCGCAUCUUUGACCGGAACGCGGAUGGGUUCAUCGACAUCGAGGAGCUGGGCGAGAUCCUGAGGGCCACUGGGGAGCACGUCACCGAUGAGGACAUAGAGGACAUGAUGAAGGACUCUGACAAGAACAACGAUGGUCGCAUUGACUUUGACGAGUUCCUGAAGAUGAUGGAGGGUGUGCAGUAAGGGACCAGACAUUCCUUGGGCCAGCUGCUGCGCCCAGCCCCGCAGCCAACGGGGAGCAGCAGCUCCACAGCGCUCGGACCACCGCCACCCGCACCGGCUGGGACCUGCACUGUGCUGGGGUCCCGGCUUUGCCCCACUGGCGGCUGAGCUUUUCCUCCAGCCUGUUGUGCGCAGUUUCGGUCUGAGCCUCAAUAAAAGGGAAAAAGCUUGA
Messenger RNA from Columba livia (rock pigeon), 798 nucleotides. RefSeq names its product troponin C2, fast skeletal type (gene TNNC2). Bases 96 to 587 code for a protein of 163 amino acids. Gene Ontology annotation, cellular component: myosin II complex. Gene Ontology annotation, molecular function: calcium ion binding. The transcript is spliced from 6 exons. The record is from RefSeq and is a predicted model, not a curated record. Lineage: Eukaryota; Metazoa; Chordata; Aves; Columbiformes; Columbidae.